Molecule: messenger RNA, 1221 nt
Organism: Vanessa atalanta (red admiral)
Lineage: Eukaryota; Metazoa; Arthropoda; Insecta; Lepidoptera; Nymphalidae
Product: mantle protein-like
Exons: 2
Coding region: 1-1221 (406 amino acids)
Source: RefSeq, a predicted model, not a curated record
AUGGCAGCGAUUCACUUUUUUAUGAUGCUGCUUAUAGCAAGCAGCUUAUCUGCCAAGAAGGUCGAUCAGAAAGCAAAGGUGUCAGAACUUCUCGAGAACGGCAUCAAAGACGAGCCUGCAGGAAAGCUUGCUAAGAGAGGCAUUAUUUCCUCGGGUCACGGAUACGUAUCCUCUGGAUUAUCGCACGGAAUCGGCUACGGUUCCGGAUUGUCACAUGGAAUCAGCAUCGGUUCUGGAUUAUCUCACGGCAUUGGUAUCGGUUCAGGCUUGUCGUCAUCAAUCGGCCUUGGCGGCAUUUCUGGAAUAGGAUAUGGUGGAGGUGCAGGCAUAGCAAUUGGAGGAGGCUCUGGAAUCGGAAUUGGAGGAGGUGCUGGAAUCGGAAUUGGUUCUGGAAUAGCAGUCGGAGGAGGACCCGCAGUAGCAGUCGCAGCCCCAGCUGUUGCUGUAGCUGCAGCACCUGCUGUUGCUGUCGCACCCCAAGUACAAACAUCCGUCUCAGUACAACCAAAUCCAGUCAUUCUUCGUCAAGAAGUACCUAGAUUUAUUACACGGACAAUCACCAGGGAUGUGCAGGUACCGGUUCAAGUUCCCGUACCAGUACCGGUUGACCGUCAAGUUCCGUACCCAGUCAGAGUUCCAGUGCCAGUACCAGUCGACAGACCAGUACCAGUUAUUCAUAAAGUACCCGUUGAGAUAACAAGACAGGUUCCUGUGUACUAUGAAAGGAAGGUACCUUACCCAGUCAAGGUUCCAGUAUCAGUACCAGUACCCUACCCAGUGACAGUUGAAAAGCAAGUACCAGUAGACAGACCAGUAUACGUAGACCGUCAAGUACCCGUUCCUCACCCAGUGUACGUCGAUCGUCAAGUUAAUGUACCAGUUCCCGUGCACGUAGACAGGCCAGUUCCAGUGCCCCACCCAGUGGUCGUAGAUAGGCCAGUCGCCGUACCACAGCCCGUUGUCGUUGAAAAACAAGUUGCAUCUGUUCCAAUAUCAACAGGUAUUUCUAGCAUCUCUGGUGGAUACGGAGGUGGCUUGUCAUACGGAGGUGGUCUGUCAUACGGAAGUGGUCUAUCCUACGGAGGUGGUCUAUCCUACGGAAGUGGUUUGUCAUACGGUCAUGGUUCGUCUGGUCUCAUUUCAUCCGGCUACGGUAUUUCAUCUGGCUACGGUCACUCAGGCGGUCUAUCCGGAUACUCCAAAAUCAUCAGUAGCCACUAA